Messenger RNA from Bipolaris zeicola 26-R-13, 285 nucleotides. RefSeq lists its product as uncharacterized. Lineage: Eukaryota; Fungi; Ascomycota; Dothideomycetes; Pleosporales; Pleosporaceae. The coding region runs from base 1 to 285 and encodes 94 amino acids. The record is from RefSeq and is a predicted model, not a curated record. The transcript has a single exon.
AUGGGCGGGUGUAAUGAUGAUGAUGAUGAUGAUGAUGAUGAUGAUGAUGAUAAUGCCCCCCUUGGCCGUGCGCGGGCGGGCAUGACGGACCAUCACACAAAGGCGACUCUCGGGCCGGGGGCGGUUGGCAGAUGGCACCUGGCACCAAUGUGGUCGGCGAGUCGCCAGAGGCACACCCACAUGCACACUCUCGCACACAGGUACACACACCUAAUGGUCGACGGGCGACGCCACGCAGAGGCUGGGCAGGAAGCAGACAGGCGACGAGCCGGGCGUCGACGUUGA